This is a messenger RNA of Dryobates pubescens (Downy woodpecker), 1651 nucleotides long. It is a transcript of the gene CUEDC2, whose product is annotated as CUE domain containing 2. The transcript is spliced from 9 exons. NCBI's taxonomy places the organism in Eukaryota, Metazoa, Chordata, Aves, Piciformes, Picidae. Bases 144 to 998 code for a protein of 284 amino acids. The record is from RefSeq and is a predicted model, not a curated record.
CCGUCAUUCAUGGCUUGGACCACGCAGCCAUAGGAUGGACUAUCAACUUGCCUGCAGGCACUGAAGCAGCUUCAUAAACACCAUCUGUGAGCCAAGGUCCUUGCACAGCAGUAUUUCUGCUCAGAAAAAAGAUUUACAGAGACAUGGAGCUUGAAAGAAUCAUUCGAGACACACUGACACACUUUAUCCAGUCCCACAUCCCUGCAGCAGACCUCAGUGGGAUGGAUGAUGUUUUCUUCUCUUACAUCACGGGUGUCCUGGAAGAGCUGGGCUCACCAGAGUCCUCUGAGGAGACUUUUGACAUGGACACCUUUGUGGAAAUGAUGGAGGCAUAUAUUCCUGGUUUUGCAGAAAUCCACAGUGGGGACAUUUGUGAAAUGAUGUUUUCCCUCUCAGAAAGGCUUGUUGAAGCUCGCAGCAAAGAAAAACCUGGCCAAAAGGCUGUGGAAAGCAGAAGCGAAGCACCCUCUGAAGACCUGACCAAGGGCCAGGAGCCUGGAGCUGGAGCCUGCAACGGGGAAAGGCUGUGCACAGUAACAAACGGAGCCGGGGCCAAGGAAGACAAUGACUUGAAGGAUGGGGUGGAGCUGCUACUGGAGAUGUUCCCAGCGUGUACCAUGAUCCAGGCAAAGAAUGCACUUGCCAUGGCCUUGGGGAACUUGGAGGAGGCAGUGCAGUUGAUUGUGGAGGAGAAGGUGGAAAUUGGCCCAGCAGGUGUGAGUGUGAAGGAACUGGCUCGGCCCCGGAGAGCACCCAACCACGAGGAACUAAAACAGGUUAUCCUACAGAAAUACAUGAUGGUGGAUAGUGCAGAUGAUCAGAAAACACAUCGGCCAGCUCCACCCAAAGAGGCUCCCAAGAAGCUGAUCCGCUAUAUUGAUAACCAGGUGGUGAGUACAAAGGGAGAGAGGUACAAAGACAUCAAGAAGCCCGAGAGCGAAGAGAUGAAGAGAACCUACAUCAGCCUCAAACCAGCCAGGAAGUACAAGUUCCACUGACAGCCAGGUCCUCCUGCUCAUCGUCCUCCACCUUGCCAGCCACAUAUGGCAGGAUGGACAUGUGGCACUAGGGAUGAGGGGACUCCUCCACCUGCCACUAACUGGAACUAACCUGGGAGCCUGGACAUUGCUUUCAGCUUCCUGAACUAACCCAGAUGACAAGGAGGAGACUUCUCUCGUGCAGUGGUCCCUCUGUCCCCAGAGGCACACUACAGUAGCUCUCCAGGGCCUGGGUUUUCUCUGCUAUUCUUUGCAUGGGACAUCUUUAGAUCUGAGAUGUGGCUUGUGCUUUUGCAGCAAGCGUUUUACAAGUCUGUGUGCACUGCUGCUUUAAAUGGAGUGCCAAUGUUAAUAAAGAUGUGACUUGGUGUGUAGUUCAGCUGGAGCAUGCACAUUCUUUACAGACGUGGACUCCAAUCCCUCCUGGGGCCAAAGACUGAAGCAGGGUCAUCCUCCCUUCAUCAUGUUCACAAGAUGUGGCAAUUUGUUUAAGUGCCUGGCAGAUAAAAGGCAUGAGGCUGAAUUCCUAAACCAGAGCUAGGUUCUUCCUGCCAACACAACCUGCAGCACUCCAUAAACUUCAGCUGACAGCACACUCAGGGCUCCUGUCAUUUCUCACCACUGUUGAGCACCAAAGCUUGAGCCACAUGAUA